Plodia interpunctella (Indianmeal moth) is the source of this 5437-nucleotide messenger RNA. RefSeq names its product skywalker (gene sky). The coding region runs from base 648 to 2447 and encodes 599 amino acids. The transcript has 14 exons. Gene Ontology annotation, biological process: response to oxidative stress. NCBI's taxonomy places the organism in Eukaryota, Metazoa, Arthropoda, Insecta, Lepidoptera, Pyralidae. Gene Ontology annotation, cellular component: nucleus. The record is from RefSeq and is a predicted model, not a curated record.
AGUCUAUGCUCUUCCUGUUGGACGAAACAGCGACGAGUUUCACGUUCUCUCAAAUCGCGGAUUGUAUUUCGUGCGAUUUGUUUGACGGACGGCGUUAAUCAUCAACAAAACGAAAAUAAAGUCAUUAUUCAAAGUUUAUAUCACGAUCAAACGAAUUGUUUUACGAAUAUUUCAUAACUACUUUCACCGGAUACAUCGAUAAUUUGAUUAACGAAGAACCCCUUGCAAAAUUAACUUAUAUUCAGUGAAUUGAUUCUACAAUGAAUUCGUGUGUAUGGUCAGUUAUCAAUAAACGUGUGUGAUGAACUGUGUGGUUCGUUUAAGUAACAAAGCUAAAGCGUUGGCUCCCGUUCGAGACUAUUAUCCUAUACGUGAUUACGUUUGUCCGGGACCGGGAACUGGCCACUUUGGUUAGUCGCCGCGGGGAGCCCAAAGGGGCAAAUACGGAGCCGCAGAUCCUGCACCACAUCAUUUACCGUCAGGAUUGCGAUUUAAAAAUGGUGCAGCAAGAUUUGACUUAGACAUUUGAGACAAUUAAAGCUUGUGCUAUGGCUCACGGAGGCUCAAAGGAGUGAGCUCAGGGUAGCUACGGACUAGGGGAGUCAGUGUAGUGUUGUGUAGUGUCUAGUCAGUGUGCGAGUGCCGGGAUGCCCUCUGCAAUGUUGUCGGCAGUGCUUGAAGAGGAGCCCGACUUGUAUGAGGCAUUCCCUCCACAUGUUGACCCCACCGGAAUCACUAUUUUAACUGACAGUCCUCCAGGCAAGAAAGCGCCCCUCAAAACCUUCGACGAGGUCCAGCCCAUCAUCCAGCAGGGCCGCAAGCGCGAACUCAAGAUCCUCAUCAGAGAAAACUCCUGGCCGAUCAAUAGCCCCGUUCGCGCCUCCCUCUGGCCAGCCCUCUGCAAACAACACCAACAUGGCAAGUCUAUGCUCGAUGGAUUCUACUGGGACAUGGUUACACAGGUGUUCGGUACAGUGGAGUUGCCGGACAAGCCGAUCAUGCUCCCACCCUUCGUAGAGGCGACCCACUGUCUCGGUUACCACCUAACGCGCAAAGGCCGAGCUGUCGCUGACAGGGUCGUCUCCGUCCUCGGCUACGCUUGUCCUGACAUCACCUACAGCCCCAGUCUCUACCCCAUCACCGCUGCGUUGCUGCACUUCAUGCCUGAGGAGGAGUGCUACCACUGCAUGGCGAGCCUCGUCGCCUCCAAGGAGAAGAUGUUCAUCACGCAGACGAAACUCCUCAACGAGGUCACCUGGAAGACUGUCAUGCAGAUCGCCAAGAAACAUGCCAAGUCAGCGGCGCAGCACCUGUCGCGGCUGUCUGGCGCCAUCGGUCCGGAGCGGAUCUACGCGGACUGGCAGUGGUGGAUCCUGGCCGCGCUGCCCUUCCCGCACCUCGUCAGGGUGCUCGACUGCUUCUUCCACGAGGGUAUCAAGGUAUUCUACAGGGUGGCGCUAGCGAUCCUAAUCCUGUUCCACAAGCACUCGAGCAACCAGAACUCGGAGUGGUACGCCGAGGCGACCAAGAACGGCGUCGACCACGCUGUCGACAAGUUCUGCAGGAAUAUGCCCGCUUCACCCACCAAACUACUCAGGACCGCCUUCAGCAUCAGAGCAUUAAGUUCACAGUACAUAUCCCGGGUGUUCAUAAAGACAGAGAUGACGCUCAAAUCAAAGCAAGUGAUGAUAGGAUCUCGCCUGGUCCGGUCGAGAUCCUCCGACAACCUUCCCACCAGCCAAUCGCAAGCCAACAUACAAAUGAUGUCUCACACCCUGACCAUACGAGAGAAAAUGUCUGAGGAAACGUGCAAACAAAUGGGCUCACAUUCGCCGGGCCCGCGCGCCCUUUCGAUGGGCGUGUACCCUAUCCAAGCGAUCAAGUCCCAGAUACUUGACCAGAGCGACUUAUUCACGUUAUGGUCAUGGCUGCCCGUCCGCAUCACGAUGUACCAGCCAGUGCUGCUAUACACCACUGAGGAGCACGGAUGCUCCCUGACCACCUUCUACGUGAGAGUGGAACACCACGAGCCCACGCUACUUAUGAUCAAGACUUGCAAUAAUGAGGUGUUCGGCGCGUACUGCUCCACGCGGUGGUUCGAGCGGAACCAGAAGGACGAGCGCGGCAACAGACAGGCCUACUUCGGCACCGGAGAGACAUUCCUCUUUAGCCUUUACCCCGAGCGAGCCAAGUACCCGUGGGUGGGGUGCGCCGCGCACGCGGACGGAGUCGCGGACGAGCGCGUGGCGCACGGCUCCGAGCUCUUCAUGGCGGCCGACUCUAAGAUGAUUACCAUCGGCGGCGGCGACGGGCAAGCGAUAUGGAUGGACGAGAACAUCAGGUUCGGCAAGACCGACCGCUGCUCCACCUUCAACAACCCGCCGCUCUGUCCCAGCGGCGACUUCGAGAUCAGAGUGCUCGAGGUCUACGGCUUCUCUGGGGCGUAAGAAUCUCCACCAUUACUCCUAGUGAUUAAUCUUUUGAUCCCCCCCCCCCCCCCCCAACUUAAUCCGUGAAAAUCACAGCCAUCCUCCGACAAAACUUAUUUUAAAACUACAAAAUAUGUUCUUGAUGAGUGUUACGACAGAUCUCACACGAUAUUUCACUCGAUUCAAGUUCGAUUUACACGUAUCGAUAACCCCCUUGCCGUUAACAGACUGUGUAGAUGUAUUCCUAUUUAUUCUAUGUGUACCCCGUAUCCUAAACGAACACAACUGUCCGAAUAAGACAACGAAGACGGGGAAUCUAGGUUGUUUCUAUAUAUUUACUCGUGUUUAGAUGUCUGUGUGUAAGUACAAAAUGAAUAUAUCGUACCUACUCUUAAUGGAUUUAAUACGCUUAUGUGAAAGCAAUAUGUAUGGGGCCUAGCCGUGCGGUGGAACGUAUAGUUGUGUCCAUUUGAACAUUCCAGUGAAAUCGGGCACUCGGCUGAACAAACCAUGUUUUGUUUUUAUAUUGUGGACUCGUUAUAGUUGAUAAGUCGGCGGGUGUGUUCGAGUGUUCUCUGCGAAAAUGUAUGUAAAGAUGUUAUUAAUUUAUAUGUCUUACAUAAACUCCUACGUAAUGAUUGAAGAGGAACAUUCUAUACUAUCUCACGGUCCAGUUAACAUAAGAAACAAGAUCAAUUUGCUGCUUCAUUUGGGGCAAUCGCAUUGUCUGAAAUAGUAUGAAUGUUGCAUGUUUCUUUCGAAAAAAAAAAGACUACAAAACCGUGCAUUUUCAUAAAGAGCAUUCGAUGUAAAACAUUUUUAAUAAUUGGCUCGUAAGUAAGAUAUGUUUUGGUCCAAACUUCAGUAUUUUGGCGUCGUAGUGGAGAAUGAGCUUCUAGGCUUAUCAUUGUCAUAUACUCAGCCCGUAUCACAAUUCGUUGUUCACAAAUUAUACCAAAGAAAUCAUGCACAGAUAUUUCUACUUUCCUAUUUAACUUAUUCAAUAAAAUAGAAUUGAUAUAUCUGUUAUUAUCAAAUAUAAUUGGAAUUGAAAUCGUAUAAAUUUGUGAUAUAAUGCGAACAUUUUAAAUGGGAAUAAUAGUUUUCAUGAUCGCUGAUAUUUGGUCAUAUUAUAUACUCACUUAAACGUUAGCUAUUGCUACAUGCAAUAAUAAAUAUGCCUAUUAAAAUUAGCAGCCUAAUAUGAUAGGCGAUAUAACCGUAUAUCAUUAGUUUGUUUUAGAAUUUUCUAUAAAAUUUUAUUCACACUAAGUUAUCAUAGUCUAGGUUUGUUAUGGAAUAUCAUACUUGUUCUGAAUUCUAAUAUUUAUAAUAAUAAAUUAGUUACAUAUGUGAAGAAAUUAAAAAUAAUAAAGUAUAUAAUUAUUGAAAAUCUAGAAGAUAUUCCAAGACAAUACCUCAUAGUGACUUACCCACUGGCUUUCAGUUUAGUAUUAUUUUACUGUAUUUUGAUGCUAAUGUGCCAAACACGGACCAUUGGACAAACACGGCUGGUAGGCCACGAAAGUAUUUUAUAUAUAACUUUUUCCUACCAUUGUUAUCACUUGCUUUUAUGACGAAACAAGAGUGGAUAUUAAAAAUAUGUGAAUUUUAAAAAUGCAACGUACAGUCUUGUCUAAAAAAUGGAAAACAAAUGAGGACGUUGUGUCCUGUUGGCUGGCAACACUGUGUUUAUCCACCAAUCUUGCCCAUUAUAUUUGGUAUUGCAAUGACAAAAAAUGUGAUUAGUUUUCUACUCUUUAUAGACAGAUUGGUAUAUGGAUCAAGUUGAAUGUCUCAACAAUAUACAUAUCCCUAUCGGUACAAAGGGGUUCCGGACGUUCAUAUCACCCGCGGCUUUUUCUGGCUACGUUAUUGUUUUUUUUUUUUUUGUAAAUAUUUUGUUUAUGGUCUUCGCUCGCACGAGUCGAUUCUUUUUAAUCGAUCGACUCGUGCGCGCGCAGCCCGUUGUAGCGUAAUUUGGAUUUGUAAUGGUACUACAUACAUGUGUAUGUUUAUCAAAAGCCUAAGACUUGUUUUAAUUGCAGAUAAUUUAUGUAAUUUAUUGAGUAGGUAAUAUGUAAUGUUUAGUUUAUGUAUGUUAACACGCGCCGUACUGCGGGCUGGGCGUGAGUCACAAGUUGUUUAUAAAUCUGUCUGUUAGGGCUCCGUUAUGUCGGAAAUGGGCGACAGCCUGAUAAAAUGUCAGUUAUUAUGUCUUUGAUAUGGGACGCAACCCGAAUAGAGUCGUGUUACAGUCAUCAUCAGUCGAUAUUGUUGUUAUUAAUUUGGCAAAAUUCAUAAAUAUAUGUUUUAAAGAUACUGCAUGCCUAUUUAACUUAUUUUAAAAUAAAUACAAAUUGCUUCAAACUUCAAACAUAAGGAUAGAUUCCUUAUAAUAUGAAGAUCAUUUUUUGCCAUAAAAAAUUACACAGGCGUCAGUAUUUUAACUUUUACUCUGUGAUGGAAAAUGCUGAUGAGUGACUGAUUGACCCACGAGAGUAGUGUGAGAUGUAUGUAUAUGUGGAGUUGCGAAUGUUUAGUUUUAGUUCCGCCGCCGCCCGCAGCCCGGCGACACUAGCGAUAUGUUGUUGUUAGACAAUUUGUCGUUGUUCAGUGUAAAGUCUAGUCUUUAUUCUGUUUUUAUCUCUAACGAUGUAAUAUUAUAUCUAAAUAUAUACGAAUUGAUAUUUAAAAUUUUCGCGCGAUUUUGUUCCGCCUAAGGAACACGUAGUAUUGUGGAUAGUUAGCACGUAAGUACAUUAAAUGUAAACUUUUAAUUAAUCUCUGUUUUCCCUUCAGUAUUUGUGGUGAACUUUUUUUAUGCGAAGAUCCUAUGUAAAAUGACAAGUGUAAGGCUCUGUCAGGGCCGUUUUGUUACGAAGUUAUUGAUUACAUUCGAAUAGUUUUAGUCCGCCGCCGCCGAAGUAGCGACGGUUUAAAACUCGUUUAUGGUAAUGUAAAUGUUGCUUUAUAAUGUCUAUAAAAUAUAUAAUCAUAUAUACAGA